Messenger RNA from Durotheca rogersii, 3849 nucleotides. Its product is annotated as glycine dehydrogenase. Bases 171 to 3353 code for a protein of 1060 amino acids. Gene Ontology annotation, biological process: glycine decarboxylation via glycine cleavage system. The transcript is spliced from 3 exons. Gene Ontology annotation, molecular function: glycine binding; pyridoxal phosphate binding; glycine dehydrogenase (decarboxylating) activity. Gene Ontology annotation, cellular component: mitochondrion; glycine cleavage complex. Lineage: Eukaryota; Fungi; Ascomycota; Sordariomycetes; Xylariales; Xylariaceae. The record is from RefSeq and is a predicted model, not a curated record.
ACUAGCUUCGACCGCUCGUUUUUCUAGCUCGCAUAAAACCGGCCUCGCUGGCAAAAUGCCCCUCUGACCUCGGUAUAUCGACAAGAUCCAAACCCCUUUCCAGCUCGCCUUCCCCAGUGCUGUCCCGCGGCGUUCAGUUCGGUUGCUGGGCUUGAUUUCGUCCACUCGCGAUGGCUUCGCUUGUCAGGACCGUACCUCGCCGCCUAGGCCAAUCAGCCGCUCAACUACGAGUUGCAUCUUCUCUCAGCUCGCGGCUGCAAAGCUCGAGUCCGCGGGUAUGCCGCCACUACCCGUCCCUGGCCACGGCCACGUCCGUGGGACGGAGGUCAUUCCUUACCCAGGCCGAAACAGCGAAAGGUCACAGCGAGUAUGCGUAUCACGACUUAGACACCUUUCCCCGUCGCCACAUUGGCCCUGAUGAGGCCGAUACGGCUAAGAUGUUGAAGGCCUUGUCCCCCCCGGUCGAGAAUCUAGAUCAGUUUGUCCGGCAGGUCAUCCCGCCCAACAUCUUGUCUUCGAGGAGCCUCAACAUCCCACCACGCCACAGCCCCCUCUCCGAAUCAGGUCUCAAGCAACAUGUCAAGGACUACCAGAGCCUGAUCAGCGUGAAGAAGAGUUUUAUCGGUGCUGGCUACUACGGAACCCAUACCCCGUCCGUCAUCCAACGGAACGUGCUCGAGAACCCAGCCUGGUACACGAGUUAUACCCCUUACCAACCAGAGAUCAGCCAAGGUCGCUUAGAGUCGCUGGUCAACUUCCAGACCAUGGUCACGGAUCUCACUGCACUUCCCAUUGCUAAUGCUAGUCUUCUCGACGAAGGUACGGCUGCCGCCGAAGCUAUGACGCUUUCUAUGAAUAGCCUGCCUUCUUCGAGGGUUAAGAGGGAAGGAAAGACCUUUGUCGUCUCAACAUCCUUACACCCCCAGACAAUUUCGGUCCUACGGGGACGGGCAGAUGGCUUCGGCAUAAGGAUCCUAGAGCUGGAUCUCUCCAAGGAGGAGUCUGAUGCCGAAAUCGGAAAACUCGGCGAUGACUUAGUUGGUGUCAUGGUUCAGUAUCCAGACACCUAUGGCCAUCUGGAGAAUUUUGCGCCUCUGGCUGAAUCGGUGCACAAACAGGGGGCCCUUCUCAGUGUUGCCACGGACCUGUUGGCCUUGACGGUGCUCAAGCCUCCGGGAGAGUGGGGGGCUGACAUUGCGUUCGGAAGCGCGCAGAGAUUCGGCGUACCGAUGGGAUUCGGCGGCCCUCACGCCGCCUUCUUUGCCGUCGGCGAGAAGCACAAAAGAAAGAUGCCUGGGAGGCUAGUAGGGCUUUCCAAGGACCGCCGAGGCGACAAAGCGUACCGGCUAGCUCUACAGACGCGGGAACAGCACAUUCGACGAGAAAAGGCCACGAGUAAUGUGUGUACGUCGCAGGCGCUUUUGGCGAAUAUGAAUGCGCUCUAUGCGAUCUACCAUGGCCCCGAAGGCCUCAAAGCGAUCGCCGAACGGGUUAUCCGCGGGGCAAGGGCCUUCCAAUCUAUCGCUGAGCAGAGCGGGUUCAGCGUUACGAAGAGCAAGUGGACCAACGAUAGGGGCGUUCUCUUCGACACAGUCGUUGUCGACGUUAAGUCCGCCACGAAUCAAGAUAAUAUUAUAAAAGCAGGGGAUGAGUAUGGGGUUUGCUUCCGCGUAAUCGGGGACCGACACAUUGGCGUUUCGGUUGAUGAAACAACAUCUCUCGACGAUUUGACCAAAUUGUCCCAGAUAUUCGCGAAAGUCUCUGGGGGUCAGGACACAUACGCAGAUGCGUCAAGUCGCGUCCACCAGAUCCUCUCUCAGCAGGCUGGACCGUUAGACAUCCCAGCUGCAUUUCGGCGCACUAGUAGUUUUCUGACACACCCCGUCUUCAACACGCACCACUCAGAGACAGAAAUGCUACGGUACAUACACCAUUUGCAGUCUAAGGACCUAUCGCUCGUUCACUCCAUGAUUCCUCUCGGCUCGUGUACCAUGAAGCUCAAUGGAACUACGGAGAUGUCACUCAUCACGCUGCCCGAAUUCUCUCAGAUACACCCGCAUACACCACAGAACUUAGUCCGCGGCUAUAUCAACCUGUUGGAGAUACUCAAAACACAGCUGCGCGACAUCACAGGGAUGGAUGCUACCUCUCUCCAGCCUAACUCUGGGGCUCAGGGCGAGUUCACCGGCUUGCGAGCAAUUAGGGAAUUUCACAAGCAGCAGGGAGAAAAGGGAAAGAAGCGUGACAUCUGUCUGAUCCCCGUGUCCGCUCACGGUACGAAUCCGGCUUCUGCGGCUAUGGCCGGCUUGCGGGUGGUUCCAAUCAAAUGCGAUACGAUUACGGGCAACCUUGACCUGACGGAUCUCGAAACGAAAUGCAAAAAGCACGAGACCGAACUCGCGGCUAUCAUGGUUACUUACCCCAGCACAUUCGGCGUCUUCGAACCGGAGAUAAAAAAAGUGUGCCAGAUUGUUCACGACCACGGUGGGCAAGUCUACAUGGACGGGGCCAACAUGAAUGCGCAAAUUGGGCUCUGCUCGCCGGGAGAGAUCGGCGCCGAUGUAUGCCACCUGAAUCUUCAUAAAACUUUCUGUAUCCCACAUGGCGGGGGUGGUCCUGGUGUCGGCCCCAUUUGUGUGAAGCAGCACCUUCAGCCUUUCCUACCGCGUGACGCCAACCCUAGUGGCGAGGUGAGCAGCGGCGGUUACGCUGUAAGCAGUGCUUACUACGGAAGUGCCAGCAUCAACCUCAUCAGCUGGGCGUAUAAUUCUAUGAUGGGAGCCGAGGGUCUCACCCACGCUACCAAGAUCACUCUUCUCAACGCCAACUACAUCCUUUCCCGCCUCAAGCCUCACUACCAGAUCUUAUACACAAAUGAGCAUGGCCGGUGCGCACACGAGUUCAUCCUUGAUGCCCGACCCUUUAGCAAGACCGCUGGGGUUGAGGCCAUCGAUAUUGCUAAGCGCCUUCAAGACUACGGUUUCCACGCUCCGACGAUGAGCUGGCCUGUCGCCAACACGCUGAUGAUCGAACCUACGGAGAGCGAAAGCAAAGAAGAGCUCGAUAGGUUCAUCGACGCCCUCAUCAGCAUCCGUGAGGAAAUUCGCGAGGUCGAACAAGGUAAAGUCCCGCGAGAGAGCAAUGUCCUGAAGUUGGCCCCACACACGACACAGGACCUACUCCUGGGCGACGGCGAUGGCAACUGGGCGAGGACGUACUCAAGAGAGAAGGCCGCAUACCCACUACCGUGGUUGAAAGAGAAGAAAUUCUGGCCUACUGUCACAAGAAUAGAUGACGCCUAUGGUGACCUGAACCUCUUCUGCACGUGCCCGCCUGUAGAGGACACUACCUGAGAGAUCUUCGCAUCACCUCUCGGCAUUUCCUGGGCAUAGGAGCGUGGAGAGUGGGCAUAUAAAGCUAAGCGAUACCAUCCAGUUUCAACAUUCCUGGGGGGGGAAGGCGUACCGGUUAGGUGCAUAUAUGGCCAAAAAGAGCAUCUCGCGGAAGGUAUUCAACAUUCGUCGGUAUAUAUUUGGUAGAACGUGGAGUUUCACCAACUUCUAGAGCAGGCGUUAAUAGGAUUGGGGAGGGGGGCCAAUUCAACAUCCAUUGCAUCCAAGGGGUAUUGAAGGAGGUUGGCUUGCGGUUGUAUCUAGUUCUCUCAACCGAGCUCGGAUUGCUUACUGGAUAGCGGGUUACGACAAGAUGGUAGGCAUGGAAAGAGGAGGGGCACGACGGGGGAAAUCAAGGAAGAAUUGUGGUCAGUAUAAGCAGCCAAGACGAGAGAUUCCUGCGUAGCCUCUCCAGUAGGCAACAGAACUACUUUCGCGCCGCUUAGGAACUAUAGUA